This is a messenger RNA of Perkinsus marinus ATCC 50983, 1506 nucleotides long. RefSeq lists its product as hypothetical. The record is from RefSeq and is a predicted model, not a curated record. The transcript has a single exon. Lineage: Eukaryota; Perkinsozoa; Perkinsida; Perkinsidae. Bases 1 to 1506 code for a protein of 501 amino acids.
AUGAAGAGAGGCCGUGCCCGUGGUAAUCAGAAACGCAUUCGCGAGGCCAUUGACAACAUCAUUCUUGAUGAGCUGGCACCAGCGGAGCAGGUGCGCGAAGAUUGUGAAAUGAUCGAUGCACUCCAUCAGAAGGAGGACACUAUUGCCGCAGAAAUUGAGUCUCUUGACGCCGACAUUGCUGAGACCAUAGCCAAGGUCGAUCUUCUACGGUCAACACGAGCUAGGGAGCAAGGUAGAUCCCGGGUAGGUUCACCAACCCCCUCGGUGAACGACGGUUGCUCGAGUACUAGAUCUUAUGGGGAGCUCAGUCUUGGCCAACAUGGAGCUCCCGUAUGGGUACCCACGGAUCACAGAGGAAGAACGGCACCUCCUAUGAGCUCCGACUCGGCAUCCCGAGCUCAGAGUUUGAAGAGUGUGGUGGCCCAAUCUGUGCCCGUGCCCGCGCUAGAAGUUUUUCCAUCUGUGUCCCACCGCCCGGCAACGUCAACCGAAGUCUCGCGCCUCAAAUUCGCCCAGUGCGAGGACGCUAUGAGCUUAUCCAGGCAUUACACGUCUGUGGAGGCAAUCCUGGCGGAGGCCAAUGCUGGAACGCUCUCGGGAGAGACCUUCGUACCGCACAGGCAUCUGCGCGUGGCAUGUGUUUCGAGAUUGGUGUCUUCUCUCAAACCCGUGGCUCUGAAAUCUGCGGCGGAAGAUCAGGCACUGAGUACCCAGUGGGACUGGUGUGGGGUUAAGGCUGCUCUUCUGGGACAGUUCUGUCGAAGAUCAAUACUACAGAAAGCAUACGCCACGUCCAUCUCGCGCCUGUCAUUCCCGGGUGUGGCUCACUGCGACAACUUCCUAAACGAGGCCGAUAGAAUUGUCAAUUUGCAUCGAGAUGCCUUCGAGGCUUCAUCGAGUGAAAGAAGAGUGGUUAUCAGGGCCAUAGUCGGACGACUCCCUCGAGAGAUCCGGGGCCUAGUCAUACGGGCUAUCAGAGACUGUCGCUUGGAUGUGGAUGCUCUGGAUAGGGAGUGGGAACUCCUUCUUCCUUGGCGAGGGAGGGUCGCUGGCGAUCUCAGAUCAGUUCGAGAAGUGAUUCGAUCCAUCUGUCGUUCGAGUGAGGACGUCGAGCUGGCCGCCAAUCCUCUCGAAGCAAUGCCAGUGCCCAAGCAUGAUCAAAUAUCAUUCGCGGGAGGUUCUGCAAAGGGUGAGACCAAAGCUGCGCGAACCUCGGGAAACUUGGAGAACUGGGUUAAAGGCUUUGCAAAGGCGCUCGUUGUUACCGGCGAUGGCUGUGAGGACGAGUUUCAAAUGAGAGAUAUCCUUUUUGCUAAGGACGCUCGCUUCUUUCGCUCUCGUCGGGGCGCUGCCAAGCCAUAUGUUAUCGCCUGUUACGGCACCGAGUCCGCGGCCAUUGAGGCCACCGCUCGUCUAGAAGGUAAAGGGUACAAGCAGCGCCCCUUUGUCUUCCGGGGCGUCUCAAGCUCUGCCAAUCCCGCCAGUAUGGAGUCGGGAAACUGCUAA